Messenger RNA from Nicotiana tabacum (common tobacco), 1768 nucleotides. RefSeq lists its product as uncharacterized. Lineage: Eukaryota; Viridiplantae; Streptophyta; Magnoliopsida; Solanales; Solanaceae. The record is from RefSeq and is a predicted model, not a curated record.
ACCACAAAUUAUUCUUUUAUAUGUAAAGCAGUAGAUAGCGAGAGAUGUCCAUUUUAAACAGUCUACACAGGUGAUAUUUCCAACUUGUUCUACUUACUAUAUAUUAAAAGAGCAAAGGAAAAGAACAAUCUUGAGACUUGCUGCUGCAGUGCACUGCAGAGUCUUCAUAGGCAGCUAAAUUCAGCUCAAAUUUCUCUGUAUCCAAAUCCCAAAGUUAUCUUUCUUUUUCAAUAAAAUUCAUGUCACCUCUGUCUAUAAAGUGAAACAAAACAGCCCCUCAUGUUUUUUCUCCUUACCCUUAAUGUCUUGAGUCUAGUGUCAGUAAUACUUUGUUCCUUUUAUAAUGGUGUCAAAUUCUUGAAAAGCUCAUAAAACACUACCAUAACUAUCUUCCCAAGUUCUCAUAUUUUGUUAGUUUCUUGAAAAAAGAAUAGUAAAAAAGACAUGAUUUUGUUUCUUGGUUUGGUAACUAUAAUGGUGUCAAAUUCUUGAUAAGCUUACAAGUUCUCAUAUCCCAAGUUCUUGAAUUUUUGUAGGUUGGGUUUUUACUCUACCAUAGUUGUCUUACCAAGUUCUCGUAUUUUGUAAGUUUCUUGAAAAAAAGAAGAGUAAAAAACACAUGAUUUUGAUUGGUUUUUAAGCAUUUUCAGUUAAUGUUUUUGUAAUUAUGAUGGUGUCAAAAUCUUUAAAAGCUCAUAUAAUUACCAAAACUGUCUUCCCAAGUUCUCAUAUUUUGUAAGUUUCUUAAAAAAAGAAGAGUAAAUUUACACAUGAUUUUGAUGGGUUUUUGACAGUUUUUAGUUCUUGUUUUGGUAAUUAUAGUGGUGGUCAAAAUCUUGAAAAGGUCAUAAAACUAACAUUACUGUCUUCCCAAGUUCUCAUAUUUUGUAAGUUUCUUAAAAAAGAAGAGUAAAAAAGCCAUGAUUUUGGUUGGUUUUUGACCAUUUUAGUUCUUGGUUUCAAUAUCUUGAAAAUGUCAUAUAACUAACAUAACUAUAUUCCCAAGUUCUUGAAAUUUGUAGCUUUCUUGAAAAUAGAAUUAUAGAAGAGUGAAAAAAGACAUGAUUUUGGUUGGUUUUUGACAUUGUUUAGUUCUUGAUUUUUUGGUAAAAUUAUGGGAGAAGAAGAGGGGUGGGGUUGGACACCUACACCAAGUGGAUCACCAAUGUACAUAACAAAAGAUGAUCAUUGGACUCAUUUUGAUAACUCUGUUAAUGCUGUUUCCUUUGGAUUUGUUGCCACUGCCAUUCUCAUCUCUAUGUUUCUUGUCAUGGCUAUUUUUGAGAGGUUUCUCAGACCCAACUCGCCGGCUUUGUCGCCGUCCGGUAGCCGGAAUCUUGGUGACAUUGAUUCCCAAAUUGGUUUCAAUGGAAAACUUGGUUAUCCAACACAAAAAGUAUCAACAAAUGCCCGAGAAGUAUCAGUGUUGAUGCCAGGGGAAGACAUCCCUACUUUUAUAGCUAAUCCUGCUCCUGUACCCUGUCCUCCCGAACGCGAUCCAUGGCCUCCCCAUCAACAGAAUUCCUUGCCCGGUUUCUUGAACUCCGACUCAAAUGCAUAGUCCUAGCUCAAUCUGAACUCCAACUCAAAUGCCAAAUUGAUGAAUCACAAAAUUAUUAGGAGUUCUUCGUGUGGCUUUUUUGUCCCUCCUCUUGGCUCCUUAAAUUAUGUACAUACCAUUUAAACAUUGAAUUCUUAGCUCAGCUCGUGGCCUCUAUCUUCAGAAUGGUUCGCCUGACUAAUAUGAAUGAAUAUUACGUUAUUAAUA